Molecule: messenger RNA, 3261 nt
Organism: Thermochaetoides thermophila DSM 1495
Lineage: Eukaryota; Fungi; Ascomycota; Sordariomycetes; Sordariales; Chaetomiaceae
Product: eukaryotic translation initiation factor 3 110 kda subunit-like protein
Exons: 3
Coding region: 1-3261 (1086 amino acids)
Biological process (GO): translation reinitiation; formation of cytoplasmic translation initiation complex
Cellular component (GO): multi-eIF complex; eukaryotic translation initiation factor 3 complex, eIF3e; eukaryotic translation initiation factor 3 complex, eIF3m
Molecular function (GO): mRNA binding; translation initiation factor activity
Source: RefSeq, a predicted model, not a curated record
AUGCCUCCCCCGCCGCAUCAGAAGCCCGAAAAUGUCCUCAAGCGGGCCCAAGAGCUCAUCGGGGUCAACCAGGCCCCUGCCGCCCUGAGCUUACUGCAUGAGCACGUCACCUCGAAGCGCUCCCGCAAUGUCCCCAUUACCUCCCUCGAGCCGGUUAUGCUCCUGCUCGUCGAGCUGGCGGUCGAGCAGAAGAAGGGCAAGCUCGCCAAAGAUGCCCUCUACCAGUACAAGAACAUCGCCCAGAACACGAAUGUGGCGACAAUAGAGCUGGUCCUCAAGAAGUUCAUCGAGCUGGCCUCCGAGAAGGUUAAGGCCGCCCAGCAGAAGGCCGAGGAGGUUCAGUCGAGCAUCGAGAGUGCCGCUGUCGAAGACCUCGAGGCCAGCGAGACUCCCGAGUCCAUCCUCCUCGCCACCGUUUCUGGCGAACAAUCCAAGGACCGUACCGAUCGCGCCAUCGUCACCCCUUGGCUUAAGUUCCUUUGGGAGGCUUACAGGACUGUCCUUGAUAUCCUCCGUAACAAUGCCCGUCUCGAGAUCCUCUACCAGAGCACGGCCAUGCAGGCCUUCGACUUCUGCCUCAAGUACACCCGCAAGACCGAGUUCCGUCGUCUCUGCGAGCUGCUGCGCAACCAUGUCCAGACUGCCGCCAAGUACUCGGCUCAGAUGCAUGCUAUUAACCUGAGCGACCCGGAUACUCUCCAGCGUCACCUCGAGACCCGUUUCCAGCAGCUGAACGUGGCUGUUGAUCUGGAGCUAUGGCAGGAGGCCUUUCGCAGUGUAGAGGACAUCCACACACUGCUCACCCUCAGCAAGCGCCCUCCCAAGAACAUCAUGAUGGCCAACUACUACGAGAAGCUUACCCGCAUCUUCCUCGUCGGCGAGAACUAUCUGUUCCAUGCUGCCGCUUGGCUGCGGUAUUACAACCUUCUGCGCCACUCUGCUGCCCUGCUGGCUACUGGCCAGAGCAAGAAGGCCGAUAACCCGCCUGCCACUGAGGCCGACCUGCAGAAGGCCGCUACCUUCGUCGUGCUCUCGGCUCUGUCCAUACCCGUCAUCAGCACCUCUCGCUCGCGAGGUGCCAUGGUCGACUUCGAUGAGGCUCGCAAGACCAAGAACUCUCGCCUCACCCACCUCCUGGGCAUGACCCAGGCCCCUACUCGCGCCAGCCUGUUCCGCGAUGUUCAGUCCAAGUCUCUGCUCCGUCGCGCCCAGCCCCAGAUCCGCGAGCUGUACACCAUCCUGGAGGUUGAUUUCCAUCCUCUCUCCAUCUGCCAGAAGAUCUCCCCCAUUCUCAAGCAAAUUGGUGCCGACCCGGAGAUGCAGAAGUACAUCGCUCCUCUUCAGCAGGUUAUCCUUACCCGUCUGUUCCAGCAGCUUUCUCAGGUCUACGAGACGGUCGACCUUUCGUUCGUCGAGAGCCUGGCCCAAUUUCCCGAGCCGUUCCAGGUCAGUCGUGGCAUGAUUGAGAAGUUCAUCAUGAACGGCAACAAGAAGGGUGAUCUGUCUAUCCGUAUGGAUCAUGCUACUGGCGUUCUUAGUUUCGACGUUGACGUCUUCUCCUCGGCCCGCGCUGCGCACGCCGGAUCCGCUGCUGGUUCCGCCGAGAGCGAGACUGGCUCCGUCCAGCGUCUCCAGAGCACUCCUUCCCAGAUCGUUCGCUCUCAGCUCACCCGCCUCGCCGAGGCUCUGUUUACCAGCUGCCGUUACAUCGACCCGUCUUUCAACGAGGCCCAGAUCAAGGCUCGGGAGGCUGCUCUUGCCCGGGCCAAGGCUGGUGCCGAGAAGGAGCACCUCGAGGUUCUCGCCAGGAAGGAGAUCAUCCAGAGGCGCAAAGAUCAGGCUUCGGAGGCUCAGGCCCAGCGCGAGAAGGAGAAUGCUCGGAGGAAGAUGCUCCAGGAGCAGGCCCUGCAGCAAGCCGAGGCUGCUCGCUUGGCCGAGGAGGCUCGCAUCCGCGAGCAGAAGCGUCUGCAGAGCGAACGCGAGGCCAUCAAGCGCAAGGAGGUCGAGAACAUGCUCAAGGACAUGAAGCUCGACUCGGUAAACCUCGAGGACCUCGAGAACCUCGACAGCAACAAGAUCCGCAUGAUCAAGCUGCAGCAACUCGAGCGCGAGAAGAACACCAUUGCCGAGAAGCUGCGUAUCACUGGCAAGCGUCUCGACCACCUGGAGCGUGCCUACAGGAGAGAAGAGGCCAAGAAGCUUCCCGAAGAUUAUGCCAAGCAGCGCGAGCGCGAUCUUGCCGCGUACGAGGCUAUGAAGGCCCGGACCCUCAAGGAGGCCGAGCAGAAGCACAAGGAGGAUCUGGAGCUCAAGCAUCGUCUCAGCCGCCUCAUGCCCUUCUACGAGUCCUUCCGUGCCGAGCUCCACGAGCGUCGUCGCGAGCAAUUCGAGAAGCGCCGCCGCGAUGCCGAGCGCGAGUUCGAGAAGGCCGUCAACCAGCGCCGGAAGGAAUAUCGCGAGCGCAAGCUCCGCGAGAAGCGCGAACGCGAGGAGAAGGAGCGUGCCCUCCGCGAGGCCGAAGAGCGGGCUGCUCGCGAGAGGGAGGAGGAGAGGAAGCGGCAGGAGGCUCGCCGGGAGGAGCUGCAGAGGCUGCGCGAGGAACGCGAGAAGGAACGCGAGCGUGCCCGCGAGGCUGCUGCUCGACAGCAACAGCGCGAGGAAGAGGCCAUGGCCCGUCGUCGCGCCGAGAAGGAGAAGCAGGCUGCCGCCGCCGCUGCUGGUUCUCUGCCCAUCCGCGAGCCGCAGCCCAUCUCUACCAGCGGUCCACCACGUCUUAACCUUAUCGGUGGCAAGACUCCCACAUGGAGAGAACGUGAGGCGGCCAAGCAGGCCGCCGCUGCUGGCGGCGCCGCUCCUCCCUCGGAGAACAACACGCCGCCCCCGGCUGCUCGGCCCACUCCCCCGCCGAUGGAGAGGUCGUCGUCGUCCGACGUGCCGUCCGCCGGUCCUCCUCGUCUCCCUCUUGCCGGUGCUGCCAAGCCCGGCGGUUGGCGCGAGAGGUUGGCGGCCAAGGAGGCGGCCGCUAAGGAGGCUGCUGCCAGCGGCAACGCUCCUCCUCCGGGUCCUCCUCCCCGCACCGGCUCCGGCCGUGGCGUGCCCCUCGACCGCACCGGCUCUGGCCGCGGUGUGCCCCUCGACCGUGUCGGUUCUGGCCGUGGAGGCAGCAAGGAUUCCAAAGAGCCUGCUCCGGAGCCGCUCAAGCCCAGUGGCGCUCCCGGCAAGUGGGUGCCCAGGUUCCGUCGGGAGAAUGCUGGCAAUUAA